AUGGCCGGCGCACUCCCAAAUGCAAAGAGAAAUCUCCCCAAGAUCGGCGAUGAGGACCGCGAGUCCAUGUUUGGCCAAGUUUUUGGUGUGUCUGGACCCGUCGUAAUUGCGGAAAACAUGACCGGAUCGGCGAUGUAUGAGCUCGUCCGGGUGGGACACGACGAACUUGUUGGAGAGGUCAUUCGAAUCGAUGCGGACAAGGCGACGAUUCAGGUGUACGAGGAGACAUCUGGUGUCACUGUGGGUGACCCUGUGCUGCGCACCGGAAAGCCACUGAGUGUCGAACUUGGUCCUGGUCUAAUGUCGAACAUUGUUGAUGGUAUUCAGCGACCACUUCGCUCCAUUCAAGAACUAUCCAAAUCGAUCUAUAUUCCACGUGGGAUAAACACGGAAGCUCUUGAUCGGUCUCUUCAAUGGGACUUUGAUCCUAUUAAUUACAAAGUGGGAGAUCACAUAUCAGGAGGUGAUAUUUUUGGACGAGUAUACGAGAACUCUCUUGUAGACCAACACAAGAUUAUGCUUGGUCCUCGUGCGUUAGGCACAAUCACGCAUAUAGCUCCCAAAGGGAGCUAUGCAGUCGAUGACGUUGUUCUAGAAACUGAGUUUGAUGGAAAGACUACACGGCAUACUAUGAUGCAAGUGUGGCCUGUCCGUGCCCCCCGACCUGUAACGGAAAAGCACAUGGCUGAUUAUCCCUUGCUGACUGGUCAACGUAUUCUGGACGCUUUGUUCCCCUGCGUGCAAGGAGGAACGACUGCAAUUCCUGGCGCCUUUGGGUGUGGAAAGACUGUUAUUUCUCAAGCGCUUUCGAAAUAUUCCAACAGCGACAUUAUCAUCUAUGUCGGAUGUGGUGAACGAGGAAAUGAGAUGGCUGAAGUCUUAAUGGAUUUCCCAGAGCUGACGAUGGAGGUCGGCGAUCGCCAAGAGCCCAUUAUGAAGCGUACUGCGCUUGUUGCUAACACGUCGAACAUGCCUGUCGCAGCUCGGGAAGCGUCCAUUUAUACAGGCAUCACUCUUGCUGAGUACUUCAGAGAUCAAGGCUCUAAUGUCUCUAUGAUGGCCGACUCGACUUCACGUUGGGCUGAGGCACUGCGCGAGAUCUCAGGCCGUCUGGCCGAAAUGCCUGCGGACUCUGGUUACCCCGCAUACCUUGGCACUAAAUUGGCUGGAUUCUACGAGCGGGCGGGAAAAGUUACGUGUCUUGGAAAUCCUGUACGACAAGGGACGGUAUCUAUUGUCGGGGCUGUUUCCCCACCUGGUGGCGAUUUCUCCGAUCCUGUCACUUCGGCAACACUCGGUAUCGUGCAGGUCUUCUGGGGUCUGGACAAGAAACUCGCCCAAAGGAAACAUUUCCCCUCGGUAAACUGGAAUAUUUCUUACUCCAAGUACACGAAAGUUUUGGAAUCGCAUUACGAGACCACCGAACCAGGUUUCGUUGAGCUGCGUACGAAGACGAAAGAGAUCCUCCAGAAGGAAGAUGAUCUAGCGGAAAUCGUUCAGUUGGUUGGAAAGAGUGCACUCGGAGAAGCGGACAAAAUCACGUUGGAGGUCGCCCGUAUGCUCAAGGAUGACUUCCUGCAGCAGAAUGGAAUGAGCGAGUAUGACCGUUUCUGUCCAUUUUACAAGACAAGUGCCAUGUUACGUAACUUCGUCGCUUUCCACGACUCCGCACAGAAAGCCGUGUCGCAGGGCGACACUACAUUUGCGAAGAUCAGGGACUCGGCAAGUGACGUCAUGUUCAAGCUGUCGCAGAUGAAGUUCGAGUCUCCGUCACAAGGGAAGGAGCCCAUGAAGCAAAAGCUGGAUGCACUUUAUAACGAAAUCCAGGAAAAGUUCCGACAGCUGGUAGACCAACUCUCUCUCUCUACAAUAUCGUUUCUGGCUGAGUAUCCUCCUCAGAGCAUGUCUGCAGACGACGUGCACUUCAGCGGCCAUGUCAGCUACGAUUGCUUCCGCAGGGGCACAGCGGCUAUUAUAUGGAAGUGGAUGGUUGAGACCCCCCUGUCAUAUCAACUUGGCAUGUCUCAUUGGCUCGUAGGUUUGAUUUGCAACGCUAGCUCUUGUGUGAUGACGAUAGUCGCUGCGGAUUUGUGGGGCCAUAUAUAUGUAACUCUCCUUCCGGCGGGUAUCGCAUCCCUCUUGUCAAUUCCCAUGUCGACUCCCGUGAAGCUGCUACUCUUCAUCGUGUCACUCCUCUUUAGUGCGCAGGUGGCGUUCCCAAGACCUCCUACCAGAGAGCCAUAUGUUCGGGCGCUGAACGAUGAUGGUCCUCAACUAGCUUUCGGCUUCGCGGACAAUGCCGUAUCUGGAUUUCCGGACGAUGUUGCUCAGACUUUCCCCAACUAUUACCAAACGUUAUUGAACCAGACGAUUUAUCAGAUACUAGGCGAGAGUCCGCGAUACUCUCGUGUGUUCAAACUUGUCAGCUUGGCAGAAGAUAUUGUAUCUUUGCUCAAUGACUCCUCUGCCAAUGUCACAUUCUUCGCGCCUUCAAAUGCGGCGCUGUCACCGCCGAAGAUACUGACAUUUAUGGAAUAUCCAGGUUCCGUCGUCGAACUUGAAACCUCAAAUCAGCCGAUGCGUUCGCAAGAUUGUGAUACAGGUUGGCCGGACAAACAAAAUAAUGCGGAGAAGAGUAGUUCAUUCGCCGAGUCACCCCCCCACGGAGAUUGGCUCAGCGCUUUGGGAACUGCACAGGGGAUCGUUGACAACUCUUUUCCAGAUGAUCUUGCAGUCUCAAAGCCCAACAUCACAAGAAUUAUACGCGCCAUUUUGCUGUAUCAUAUUUUGCCAACCUUCGCAAAUAUCAGUGAUUUAACUCGUAAUUCUACGUAUGCGACGAACCUUACGUUAGGAGAUUCACUUGAUGGGGAAGCCAUGAGGAUUCGCGUGGGCCGUUCACUCCUCGCUCCCUUAUCAAUCAAUAUGUACGCAAGGGUAACGAAGAACAUCCUGGCUUCUAAUGGUAUAAUCCACGAGGUCGGUCACUUGCUCCUCCCACCUCCGUCCAUCUACGAGAUUCUGUUCCUUUUCCCAGAUGUUUUUUCCACCUUGACUUCGGCGUUUGGACGUACUGGGCUCAUCGACGAGGUGGACUACCGACACGAUCCUGACGAGGGAGCGCAAGGUGCUCGCUCGGUCACCUUGUUUGCACCGACAAAUCGGGCUUUCAAAAGGUUACCCGCGAGGCUUCGGCGGUUUCUCUUUUCCCCAUUUGGCCAAAAAGCUUUGGGAAAGCUGCUUAGGUACCACAUUGCCCCGGACUUUGUUCUACAUUCUGAUUGGCAACACAACGCGUCUGACGCCGAUUUCAACAAAGCUGAGGCUGGCGCGUUUGAGGAUAUGGAUAAUGCUUAUAUUCAUGCCGUUGAAACACAGUCGACCUACGACGCAUACUCAAUGAUGGAAGGAAACUUCAUUUCUGAGCCUUGCUCUUAUUCGUGUUUCGCGCUUAUGGGAGACGAGUGUCCACCGCAUUUCCGCAGUCUACCCUUAUCACAUACUCACUCACUUCUCGUUGAGCACGAGCGAUCGAAGUUUCGUGCACAGAACCCACAGGUUUUUGGAAACCAUAGUACAAUCACGGACCCGUUGACAUCCUUGGGGGCGCCUCAUGCUCCAAUCUACUCGCUGAAUGUAACUCUGCCCACACUCCUCACCAAUCACUCUAUCCAUGUCCGAGUCGCCCAGUUCGAGUACAAAAUUCCGUCGACGCACCCUUUCCCGUACAAAUCAAUUUAUUCCACGGUCGUCGCCGCCAAUGGGCGCAGAGUGAAGGUCGCCGAUGUGGUAGCGCGGAAUGGUGCAAUCCAUGUCAUCGAUCGGCUCCUGAAUCCGCUUCAACACGGACAUCCUCAUAAACACCUCAAUUGGCCCGGAGAGAUCGAAGGACAAGAUAGCCGCGAUGAGUGGGAAGGUUGGGAAGAAUGGCUUCCUCGAUGGGCUGGUGAAAACUGA
Fibroporia radiculosa is the source of this 3957-nucleotide messenger RNA. RefSeq lists its product as uncharacterized. Gene Ontology annotation, cellular component: fungal-type vacuole membrane; proton-transporting V-type ATPase, V1 domain. Gene Ontology annotation, molecular function: proton-transporting ATPase activity, rotational mechanism; ATP binding; ATP hydrolysis activity. Lineage: Eukaryota; Fungi; Basidiomycota; Agaricomycetes; Polyporales; Fibroporiaceae. The record is from RefSeq and is a predicted model, not a curated record. The transcript has 17 exons. The coding region runs from base 1 to 3957 and encodes 1318 amino acids. Gene Ontology annotation, biological process: proton transmembrane transport; ATP metabolic process.